Triticum urartu is the source of this 1509-nucleotide messenger RNA. RefSeq names its product F-box/FBD/LRR-repeat protein At1g16930-like. Gene Ontology annotation, molecular function: protein binding. Lineage: Eukaryota; Viridiplantae; Streptophyta; Magnoliopsida; Poales; Poaceae. The record is from RefSeq and is a predicted model, not a curated record.
GCUGAAAAUGCAUUCACAGUUUUCAAGAAUUAUAUCCCUGAGUUUGUUGAUGUUAUACUGAAAGCUUUGAGCGAUCCCAAACUGGUUAUUCGUGAACGAGCAGCUGAAGCCGUGCGUGCACUUGCACAUUCCAACAUGCAGGCGGCGGCAGACUGUGGAGUGAAGAAGGUGAAACGGGAGGGAAUCGAUCUGAUCAGUGACCUCCCGGAUGAGACGCUCUGCACCAUCAUCUCCUUCCUCCACACUGAUGAUGCCGUGCGCACUUCUGCCCUCUCUCGCCGCUGGCGUCACCUGUGGCGCUCCGCUCCGAUCAACCUUGACACUGCCCAUAUCCCUGGGUUUUGUCCCGAGCAAAUUGAGGUUGUAACCGAGAUCCUUUCUGAGCACCAGGGCCCCAUACGCCGCCUUCACCUCAACAGCCUCUAUUUUGCUGAUCUUGAUGGCUGGUUCAGGUCCCCAGCCCUUGCUAAUCUUCAGGAGUUCGACAUCUAUGUCGCUAAAUUUGAUGAUGUGCUGCCACUGUCUGUGCUCCGCUUCGCACCGACCCUCCGUGUGGCCCGCAUUGCCCACUGCAGCUUCUUUGAGGAUGAGGAGGUCCCAGUAUUUAACUUCCCAUACCUGAAAACACUCGUUCUGGGCUUCCUUUCUGUAUAUGAAGGCACCCUCCACAGCAUUCUCUCUGGCUGCCCUGUCCUCGAGGACCUGCUGCUUGACAGUUGUGAUGGCUUCAGGCGCUUGGUGAUCAACUCGCAGACACUUAGGAGCAUCGGUGUCUGUAAUGAUAUGGGCAGCAUGAGUGAAAUAGUCAUCGAGAAUGGCCCUUGCCUGGAAAGAUUCGUCAGAUCAGAUUUAUUUCGCAGAACCAGCCCACUGCGCAGAGCACCAGUCUUCCGGGUAAUUAGUGCGCCGAAACUGGCGAUCUUGGGCUCACUGACAGACAACGUUGAUAAACUCAAGCUUGGAACCAGAGUUUCACAGGAAAUGGUCGCUGGUAACCUGGAAAUGUUGAUGCGAGGUGUUAAGGUUUUAAAUAUCACGUCUAGUGGCCCUAAUCUUGAUGCAGUUCUUGGCUUCCUCAGAGUCUUUUCUUUCUUGGAGAAGCUAUACAUAAUGUCAUCUCUGCAGAAGGAUAUGCAAAAUGUGCAUCAUCAUGAGCCAACAGCUCUGAUUGAGUCUCUUCACCAUAUCAGAUAUGUAGAGUUGAAGUGUUACACGGGCACGGAUUCGGAUGUUGACUUUGCUAAGUUCUUUGUUCACAAUGCUAAGGCGCUUGAGUUGAUGAAAUUUGUUGUCGAAGGCAGAUGCACUCAGAAAUGGAGAACUGAUCAAUACAAGUGCCUACAGUUUGAUAGCAGGGCUUCUCCAAAUGCUCUAUUGGAUUUUAGAUCUUACUCUGGUCAUGCAUAUCCUGCUGGAUGUAUCCGAAGGGGCAAUCACCAUAAUGAGCAUGUCCUGUCCAUGGCUAAUCCCUUCGAUAGCUCUUCUUGUAGUCACUGCAGAGAUGCCUGA